This is a messenger RNA of Falco peregrinus (peregrine falcon), 4414 nucleotides long. It is a transcript of the gene SLC5A6, whose product is annotated as solute carrier family 5 member 6. The record is from RefSeq and is a predicted model, not a curated record. Gene Ontology annotation, biological process: biotin transport; pantothenate transmembrane transport; sodium ion transport. Gene Ontology annotation, cellular component: membrane. Gene Ontology annotation, molecular function: sodium-dependent multivitamin transmembrane transporter activity. Lineage: Eukaryota; Metazoa; Chordata; Aves; Falconiformes; Falconidae.
GACGGGGGGACGUGCCUCGGGCUGGGGGCACCGGGCACUGGGCAGCAGGGAGGAGCAGGUGACCUGGGGUCACCGAGGACACCGGGGCUGGGCAGUGGCACCUCGAGCGGGGUCACCGGGGACAUGGGAGAGCAAGGAAGUGUAAGGCGGUGACAAGGAGGAACAGGAGUGUCUGGCCUCAGGCAGGGUGACUGGCGACGCCAGGGGAUGGGGGGACGCGAGGCUCGAGGCAGCAGGGCCUCAGGGACACUGGGGGGCCUCUGGGGUACAGGGGAGCCUUGGGCUGGGGACGCCGGGGGCUGCCGGGCCUUGGGCUGCGCUGCUGGUGGGACAGCUGUCGGGGCUCGGCAGCGCCUGCCCUGUGUUUAGUCUCCACAGUGGAAUGUGGUGGAGUGACCUUGGACCCUGGCUGGGAGCAGCACCACGCGGGUGGUGUCCUGGACAGGGACUGUGGUGUGCGAGGCCGGGAGGCGAUGCCCUCUCACCUGAUUCCUGCCCCGCUGGCCCUGGCACUGCUGUGGGGCCCCAUGCUGGCACAGCCACCCCACUUCCCUGGCCCCUGCAGCAGGCAGGCCUGGGCAAGCCGUGCUGGGUGCAGGGGUGCCAGCCAGGCUCAGCCUAAUCCCCCCAAGUAUGCCCUGAGCAGGCAUUCCUCCAGGGAUCAUGGCAGGCACAGCUCUAGCCCCCCCCCCCUUCCUACCUGCCUUUGCUGCCACUGGCAGCCUGGCUUCAUCCUCUGUGUGCUCUGUGCUGCCCUGCAGCAGCCCCAACGCUGCCCCACCAGCACGGCAGCCUGGGGUCUCUCCGCAUCCUGGACCCCUUGCCCCGCCAGCACGGCAGCCUGGGGUCCCUCUGUGUCCUGCACCCCCUGCCCCAGCAGCACGCGCCAAUCCCCUGGCACUUGCUGGCUCCCAGCUCCUCAUAGCCCCGUGGCUGCUGACAGAGGCAGAGGGGGGCCUGUGCUCAUGCCCCCUCCCUGCCCUGCCCCUGGGGCUGCCUGGCUGCAGCCUCCUCUGCAGGGGCUGGAGACAGGGGUGGGGGCACAGGUUUGACGGAGCCCCUGGGAAUGUUCCUGUGAGCAGGCGGGGGUGUGCCAGGGCCAGCAGCAGCUCAGGGGUCUGCUCAGCCUUGCUGCUGCCCAGAGCCUCCAAGGCUGCCCAUCCCCACUUGUCUGUCCAUUCCCAGCUGUGUGGGACCCGUGUUGUGGGGGUCGCCCUGCCCAACCUCUGCUCAGCUGGGUGAGGGUGCCGCGGCUCUUCCUGCGCCUCCUCACCAGUGCACACUGGGCUCUGCUGCCUGUUCACUUGCCCGCACUAGCCCCAUCCGUGGGUCCCGUGGGGCUAGGAGCUGCCGGUAGGGCCAAUCCUGCAGGGUGGGCUGCUGUGGGGGCGGCUGCUCUGGCACUGGCUGGGCUGUGCCAGCCCCAGGGCAGCAGGCUGGCGCCAGGGCUGGUCCGGUUGUGCUGGGCUUGGCUGAGCUCUUGCACCGGGGGCAGCUCUGCCGGGCUUGGCGGGGCUGUGUGGUGCUGGCGUGGUUGAGUCGUGUUAUGUUUGGCUGGGGCAAGACCGGUGCUGCCGGGCUUGGCGGCACUGUCCUGCACCGGGGGCGGUUGUGUUGGGUUUGGCCAUACUGGGCCAGUUCUGCCGGGCUUGGCAGAGCUGCGUGGGGCUGGCAGGGCCGGUGCUGCCGGGGUCCUGGGUGGGACUCUUUUGCAAUUGUGAUCUCGGUGUUCUUUGGAAGAGGCUCCCGUUUCUCUUGGCGAGGGCCUGGGGGUGGGCCGUGUGGUGCUGAGCCCAGCCCAGAGGGCGGAGAACGAGAUGUUUCUCAUGCAGCCUGGCCCCUGCCUCACGCUGCCUUCUUGAGGCUGAGGAGCGAGCGAAGGUCUCUGCAGUGUCCCAAAGGUCCCUGCAGUGUCCCAGCACUGACACCCAUCCCUCCUCCUGCAGCUCUGAGUGCCAGGGAGAUGCUGGCCAGGACCUGCUGCCGGGGUGGCUGCCAGGGCUUGGUGUGCCCAUGAGGCUGGUGGGGCACAGCUGGGGCGGGUGGCCGGGUAGUGGUGGCUCCGGCAGGACAGUGACAACUGAAGACACUCGCCAUGGAGUUCACGGUGAUCGACUACAGCAUCUUUGUGCUGCUGCUGGUGCUGUCGUCAGCCAUCGGGCUCUUCUACGCACUGAGCGGGGACAGGCAGCGCACAGUACAGGAAUUCCUUCUGGCCAACCGCAACAUGAGCUUCCUGCCUGUUGCCCUCUCCCUGCUGGCCACCUUCCAGUCAGCUGUGGCCAUCCUGGGAGUGCCGGCCGAAAUCUUCCGCUCCGGUACCGAGUACUGGUUCCUCGGCUGCUCCUACCUCCUGGGGCUGCUCAUCCCAGCCCACAUCUUCAUCCCCGUCUUCUACCGCCUGCGCAUCACCAGCACCUACGAGUACCUGGAGCUGCGCUUCAACAAGACUGUGCGGGUCUUUGGCACCAUCACCUUCAUCUUCCAGAUGGUCAUCUACAUGGGGGUGGUGCUUUACGCGCCCGCACUGGCCCUUAAUGCAGUGACAGGCUUUGACCUUUGGAGUGCAGUGCUCACCAUGGGGCUGGUCUGCACACUGUACACCACGCUGGGCGGGCUGAAGGCCGUCAUCUGGACAGACGUCUUCCAGACGCUGGUGAUGUUCGCGGGGCAGCUGGCUGUCAUCAUUGUGGGUGCCCAGCGGGUGGGCGGUAUGGCCCGCGUCUGGCACCUGGCAGAUAAGGAGGGCAAGAUCUCCAGCAUCAACCUGGACCCCGACCCCUUUGAGCGGCACACCUUCUGGACCCUGGCAUGGGGGGGUGUCUUCAUGAUGCUGUCGCUGUACGGGGUGAACCAGGCACAGGUGCAGCGGUACCUCAGCGCCCGCAGCGAGCAGGAGGCCAAGCUCUCCUGCUACGCCGUCUUCCCCUGCCAGCAGAUCGUUCUCUGCCUCAGCUGCCUGACUGGCCUUGUCAUGUUUGUCUAUAACCAGGAGCACCCACUGGCACCCAACCAGCGCCACAGUUCUCCUGACCAGCUGGUGUUGUACUUCGUGAUGGACGUGCUGCAGGACCUGCCAGGGCUGCCUGGGCUCUUCGUUGCCUGCCUCUUCAGCGGGUCCCUCAGCACCAUCUCUUCUGCCUUCAACUCACUGGCCACUGUGACAAUGGAGGACCUGGUCCGGCCCCACUGCCCCGGGCUGUCGGAGUCACGGGCCACGCUGCUCUCCAAGCUGCUGGCUCUUGGGUAUGGAUUGCUGUGCCUGGGGAUGGCCUACGUGUCCUCCAUGCUGGGCCCUGUGCUGCAGGCGGCCAUCAGCAUCUUCGGCAUGGUGGGGGGCCCACUCCUGGGACUCUUCUGCCUGGGCAUGUUCUUCCCCUGUGCCAACCCCACAGGUGCUAUCACAGGGCUGCUGGCAGGGCUGGCCAUGGCCUUCUGGGUGGGCAUUGGUGGCCUGCUGCACAACAUGAGGGCGGCUGAGGCGCCCCCCCCACCCAAUGGCACAGCGCUCCCCGCUUCGGGCAACCUCACCACCAUUCUCACCACCACCCUGCUGGCCCCCACGCCGACCCCCCAGAGCCCCACAGGGCUGCAGAAGUUUUACAGCCUGUCAUACAUGUGGUACAGCGCCCACAACUCCACCACCGUCAUCCUGGUGGGGCUCCUGGUCAGCCUGCUCACUGGCCCCACGCCGCCAGCUGAUGUGGACCCCCGCACCAUCUACCCGGUGCUGCCCCGCCUGCUCUGCUGCCUGCCCCAGAAGUACAGGCAGAGGCUGUGCUGUGGGGUGGCCUUCCCUGCCCAGGGUGCCGACCACGCAGACGCCACGGUGAAGAGCAAUGGGGUGGCCAACGGCCUGGCCCCGCCCGGGCUGCAGGAGGAAGAGGAGGGACAGGGCUACAUUCGUGCGGCUGGGGCCCCCACCUACGCCCUGCAGGAAACCUCCUUCUGAGCCUACCCCCACCCCCGGCAGGGGUGUCCUGGCUGCCCCCUGCCCCCUAUCCCAGCCUACCCCCGGCCGGGAGGCAUGGACCCCCUGUGGGGUGCCUGCAUAGGGCUGGGGAGCACCAAAUAACUAGGAGGGGCUGGGUCCCUGCCCGGGGGGGGGCUGUCUGGGCUGCACCCCCUGCCAGCAGCGCCUCUGCCUGUGCUGGGCUCUGCCCCCCCCCCGCCGGGGGGCUCUGGGACCAUGGGGUGGGGUGGUGUCAAGAGUGGUGACCUAUUCCGCUGCCUCGGGCCGGUAUGCUGCCCGGUGCCCCCAGCCUAGCCACGUGCCUUAACGCACCAGUCCUGGGUUGGGGGCCACCCAGACCCCUGGGGGUGCCAAGCAUUGCCCCCUCCUCCUUCCAGACCCCCAUCACCCAUCUCUGUGUUCACUGUGCCCCCAAUAAAUUGUUCUGGAGUGCAAGUGUCA